AUGGCGCAGUCGCCGCCCUCUCCCUCCGAGCCAGAAGCGGCCGCUGAGGGCAGCCGGCAAGUCUCGAGCUCCUCUCGCACCAGCUCCAAAUCCACCACGCCCGCACGCCCCACAGCGCUUCUCGCCAGAUCCUGGACGUCAGCCGCCUCCACCUCAACCACUUCCUCCCGCAUCACCGUCGGCGCCAACACCAGCACUGCCGCCGACUCCGGGUCGCGCUCCCACGCUGCCUCCACGCACAGCUCCGCGUCCACCAGGGCGUCCACCCCGCUUCCGGACUUGGCCUUCCGAGCGUCCACCCCGCAACCUCCCGCCGAUGCGCAUCUAGCAGAUCUCGACGAGGAUUCCAAGGUACAGGUCAGCACAUCAGCCUCAGCAUCGGACGCUGCAUCGGGAGAAGGUGCUUUUCAGAAUGCAGGAGGAGAUGACGAGCCGGAAGCCGUCGGCAUCACCGCGAGCUCGAGCAUCCAUGCGCUCGACGUGCUGCAUCGCGUCAACGACAAGGCUGCAGCGGACAGAGCCUCGCACGGCCACAGUGUGCGAUCGAGGCUGUCGCAGCUUUCGGUCAGUCGGGCAUCCUCCAGUCGUCGCAGUCGCAGCAAUAGCGUCGACGUAGCCGCCCGUGUGGCGAAGCAUGCUGCCGCUCCCGAGGACCAGGCAGAGACGCUGCCAGACCAUGCCGGUCUGCCGUCGAGUGACGACAUCCGACCAGCAGAACCCAACCUCGCCGAUACAUCAGCUUCGAAUGUGGAGGCAGAGCGGUAUCCGGACCGCAAGUACUACAUCCUCUCGUCGGCGGGCAAGCCGAUCUACAUCUCGCAUGCAUCGCUCGCACGGCGUCGACGGCAUCGCGAAAAGCGGCGGCAGCAAUCCACACCUCCGCAACAACCCGACGAUGCUGCCAGCGGCUUGCCUUGCGCUGACAGCGACGAAGAAGACGAGAGCAGCACGACGCAGGUCGGCGUGAUGCAGGCGCUCAUCUCCAUCUUCGCCGACGAGGACUCGGACAAGCUGCGCUUCAUCCGGCAGGGCGAUUUGCUCAUCGUCUUUCUGCUUCGCGCGCCGCUCUACCUCGUGUGCGUGUCGAGCUGGAGCGAAGAGCCGUCAACGCUGCGCCAGCACCUCGAGUAUCUCUACCUGCAGGUCGUCAGUCUCGUUUCGGCCAGUCAGCUCACACGCCUAUUCGCGCGCAUGCCCAACUUUGAUCUGAGGCGGCUGCUCGAAGGCACCGAGGGCAUCUUUGACUACCUGGUCAACCAGCUCAACGCCAACAAUGACGAUGCAAACAUGUCCGACUGGGCGUGUGGCCAUCAGUGGUGGCUCCAGGCUUUGCAGCCGAUCCGUAUCACCGUGCCCAACUUGCGCGACCAGCUGACCGCUACACUCCAGCCGCCCGUAGCUGAAGAAGGCAAAGCGGAUGGACAGGUGUGCAGACCCAAGGAUUUGCUCUACGUGCUGCUGGUUGCCAACGGAAGGAUCGUGACGCUGCUUAGGCCGCGCAAGCACUCGGUGCAUCCGAUCGAUCUUCUGCUACUCACAAAUACCGUCAUGGGCAGUAGGUCGAUCAAGACGUCCGGGGAUGGAGAGGCCGAGGUGUGGAUGCCGUUUAGCAUGCCCAAGUUUGCGCCGCAGGGAUUCGUGCAUGCCUACGUCAAGUUCCUCGAUCCCGAAAGCUGGACGUCAGGCAACAAGCAAGGAGAGCGCAUGACGAGCUCCGAGCUGGCAGUGAUUGUGGUCACCGCCGACAAGGAUGCGUUUCCUACCGUGUCGAACUGGAUCUCGUCGCUCGUUGCCAAACCUGCCACCUCUUCAAGUGCCAAGACUCCCGUAGAGGCUAGGAAGGGCAAAUCGAAAACAAGACAUGAGGGUGGGGAGGGGGAUGCAUGGAUGACGUCUUUCCAGCGACACAUUCUCGUGCUAUGUAGGCAUCUAUUGGAUCCGCUCAAUCUGGACCAAGGUGGGCCGCGCGUUUCCGCCUAUACCUGCACCGAGCUCGGGCUGGCGGGGCUGCGACACUUUGUCUACCGCAGCAACAGCACGAUCCAACUAACCUCACCCCUACUGCCCGAGCCGUACAGCACCUGCGCCCCGCACCGCAAACGUCUCUUCACCCUCUACGCCCUCGUCCACCACAACAUCCACAACCCCAUCCCCUCGUCAUCACCCGAGCCAACGACCCAGAUCGCCUCUGCCCUCGGUCUCGCCUCUUCAACAUCUGCAAAUCCAAAACUCACCACGGAUACCAGGAUGAAGAUGCAACUGCUCAAGAGCCACCACGAACAGGUGCUUGGCUGGAUCACGGCACCCUUUGAGCUCUACCUCUGCGUCAAUCCGCAGCUGUCGAAAUCCGCCAUCGUGGCGAUUGCCAACACGCUCACAAAGUGGAUCAAGUCCAACGAGCGCGACCUCUUCCUCGUCAACGCUGGCAGCUUUUAA
Moesziomyces antarcticus is the source of this 2436-nucleotide messenger RNA. Its product is annotated as protein-vacuolar targeting protein. The record is from RefSeq and is a predicted model, not a curated record. The transcript has a single exon. The coding region runs from base 1 to 2436 and encodes 811 amino acids. NCBI's taxonomy places the organism in Eukaryota, Fungi, Basidiomycota, Ustilaginomycetes, Ustilaginales, Ustilaginaceae. Gene Ontology annotation, biological process: protein targeting to vacuole; vesicle-mediated transport. Gene Ontology annotation, cellular component: fungal-type vacuole membrane; Mon1-Ccz1 complex.